CAGUUGCGCGAGACAACCUGCCCGUAGUACCUUCUUCUUUGAUAUCGGGUCCAGCCUCUUCUGGAUCGGAUAUCUGGACGGUCCCCGUGUCGCUCGCCUAUCACGGGUCAGCGAGAACCCGAUCCUUGCCCGCGGAUCCCGCGAUUCCAAGCCGACCCCCGCCGGCCUGAUCGCUUUCCCGUUGAUCGGCGAUCGAAGAAACGCGCGAUCGUUCCUCUGGAACAACGUCGAUCCGAGAAAUCGAUCGAAACGGUAAGCUUGUCGUCGGGCAAUCGGUCGAUCGACAGAACGCAACGCGUCGUCCGAAGGACGCUGGAAGGCCUUCGAGAAGAGAAUCGAGAGAGUCGCGAAGUUGGAGCGUUGAACCGGAGGAAGUGCGCCGAUGGCAGGAUGAUCCUUGAAGCCCGGUGUCUACGACGUACAUUUAGACAAGCUUAGCUCGGCCGAUUCGAGUCGACGCGGCGUUGAAGUGAAUUCGCGGAAGAAAGUGCGAUCGUAGAGAGAAGUCGGCGAUGGUGGCACAAGUGUUGCGAAUAUAUAUUGCGCGAAUGAACUUUCAGUUUUGAUUGAAUGAACCGAUACGAGGAGCGUGGUGAAUGGGAAUAUUGAAUGUAUAACCGGAGAAAAGUGCGCAGAUGAUGACAGCGAGAAAUAUUGGGACCAGAUCGGAUGGAAAUACAGUCGAAGAGACCGAAAAGGGUGACUAGAUCUUGAUUGCAGGACAUGGUCGCGAGAUACGUGAACAAUGCAGAUAGCACUGUAGCGGCGACGAUAGCGAUCACUGGAUGGGAAUUACCGUAAUUCGACUAUUGAUGAGAUUGUCUAAUACCCACUGGUGAUUAUACGAUAGAAGGAUUGUUAACAAUUCUGGUAGCCGCGUUGGACAUUUUAGAGAAUUUCUUGAACGAUAAACUUUUCGGGGAACGUUCGAAUUUGAAAAUUAAUCACCGCAUAGAAAAUAUUAGAAGAAAUCCUGCGGAUACGUUUUUUCGAGCAUCGUUGCUCCAUGGUCGCGCGAAUUGAGCGUAACAAUUCACCCAGAACAAGAUCGUAGCGCGAUUUCAACAAAAUACAGUGCAGAUCGCACGGUCUGAUCAAUCCUCUCGACACACGAGUUCUGUGAAACUAUUUAAAUCGGCGAGAAAUAUUGCAGCAAAACAGAACAAUUUUUAACAAUUUAUGAAGCACAGCAUUUAUCGCCUGGACAUAUUAUUAUAAUAUAUUAUACUCUCAAUAUUUCCAUGACCUGGUAAACUCAAACUCCAAGGAAAUUGUACACGCAGGUUCCACAAAAAUACGUAGACUAAAAUCGUGAUAUCGAAGGCAUUCCGUGGUCGCAGCCGUCGAAAACGCUGUGAAACAGCGAAUGAACGCGAUUAAACAAUCAAAUCCGAUCGGCGAAAAAGCUAGUUGUUCGACGGAGUGCCGGUGGACGAUCCGUGAUAGAAAGACGAUCGUGGAAAAUCGCGGCAGCCAUUAAACGGCCGGCUCUCGUUGACGGGACGCGGAAACCGUAUACUUGCGGCCCGCCGGAGGUGCACCGUGAUUAUGUGACAGUUUUGUGAACGUGAUUAAAUUGACCUCGAUACAUUGUGGACAUCCGCGCGUAUCUGGCUAGCAGGCGCGCAUUAUUCGCGGCUGUUUGGUUUGUUUCGAAGCGAGUGAAAUAGCUGCCGGGCCAGGAUCCGACGGGGUUUGCCGGUCACCGUGGCAUGCCGGGAGAAUCCCCGCGAUCCCGAACGUGAUCCAGAGAAAAUCCCGGGAACGUUCGCGGGCGGACACGCUCGUCGAACGAUCGAUGAUCGGCGUGUUCGGCGUGCAGCUCGCGUUUUAUCGUGGAAAUCGUCGCGGCGACCGCACCAGGGGCUCUUUGGUGAUGUACGACAGCGCUAGCUGUUCGUACGCAGGUGCGCUCGAGUUAAAGGGAGCCUCCGGAGCAGGAGCCGCGGCCGCGGCCGCAGGUGUAACCGCGGCCGGCGUCAAACAGGAGAAUUGGCCGUACCGCGGUCUUACCUGCGGUAGCACCUUCCAAAGGCUCAAGGAGAGCGUCGAUAAAGCUAAACAGGCUCUGGCAGAUCGCGGUGGCUACCUGUCCGGAGCUUUCUCGCCGCCACCACGUGCCAAUCCAUCCGCCAUUUCGCCGACCGCCUCCAUCACAGAUGCCAGCAGUUCGUACAAAGGAGGCUGGAGCCACGCCACGUCGCCGGCUCCUGGACAGGGAUACGGAAGCAGCUUAUCCAAAUCAGCACUGGACACGCACACCCACCUCAGGCAGCCUGAUCCAUACCAAAUGUUCGGAGCGACGAGCAGUCGCCUCGCGAGCUCUGGUUCUGGUCAGAUACAGCUUUGGCAAUUUUUGCUCGAGCUGCUCUCGGACUCGAGUAACGCCGCGUGCAUUACGUGGGAAGGAACCAACGGCGAGUUCAAGUUGACUGACCCCGACGAGGUGGCGAGACGCUGGGGCGAAAGGAAGUCCAAGCCUAACAUGAAUUAUGACAAAUUGUCCAGGGCUUUGAGGUACUACUACGACAAGAACAUCAUGACGAAGGUGCACGGGAAGAGGUACGCGUACAAAUUCGACUUCCAGGGGCUGGCAGCGGCGACGCAGCCAGCGGCCGCGGACCCGGCCGCGUACAAAUACCAAAGCGAGCUGUUCAUGUCCGGGUACGGGCACGCGAAGCUGAACCUGAUGCCGCCGCCGGCCGCCUCGGUGUCGGUCUCCGUUCCCGGCGGCCUGUUCCAAUCAGCGUCCAGCUACUGGUCGACGAGCCCCGGCGCGAACCUGUACGCGGGUCACCACACGGCCUCCGGCCAUGUGCCGCCCCAUCUGGGCACCUACCCCCACUACGCAUGACCCACCGCCGAGCACUGGGGCGCACUGGGUACGCCACGUUAACGAGUUUCUACCGAAAGAAUUAAGCGACCACGUCGGACCCGACUCUACUGGUCAACGUGGACCGUCGGCCUGGCUGUACAGUUUUCCCGUCGUUCGUCCUUCGUAUCGGCUAAUGUCUUGAACGGAUCAAAUCUUACAACUUGCCAGCCGUUGUUUUCUGCUCUUUUGCGAUGAUCGUUGUGAUGAUAGUCCUUGGUUGUCCAACUGGGUCCGUUCCGCGACGCAUGUUUUUAUUGAUACAAGUUUUGCACUCCAAAUACAACCUUCCGCAGGUCAUGUUCAAUUGAGCCGUUUAUUUUGAAAUUGGCAUAAGUCACUUUGUUUUUAAGUCGAUAUAUUUAAGGGUUUGCGUU
This is a messenger RNA of Megalopta genalis, 3249 nucleotides long. RefSeq names its product DNA-binding protein D-ETS-3 (gene Ets65A). The record is from RefSeq and is a predicted model, not a curated record. Gene Ontology annotation, cellular component: nucleus. NCBI's taxonomy places the organism in Eukaryota, Metazoa, Arthropoda, Insecta, Hymenoptera, Halictidae. Gene Ontology annotation, molecular function: sequence-specific DNA binding; DNA-binding transcription factor activity, RNA polymerase II-specific. Gene Ontology annotation, biological process: cell differentiation; regulation of transcription by RNA polymerase II.